Asparagus officinalis (garden asparagus) is the source of this 871-nucleotide messenger RNA. Its product is annotated as eukaryotic translation initiation factor 4E-1-like. The record is from RefSeq and is a predicted model, not a curated record. Gene Ontology annotation, biological process: translational initiation. Bases 1 to 672 code for a protein of 223 amino acids. Gene Ontology annotation, molecular function: RNA 7-methylguanosine cap binding; translation initiation factor activity. Gene Ontology annotation, cellular component: eukaryotic translation initiation factor 4F complex. Lineage: Eukaryota; Viridiplantae; Streptophyta; Magnoliopsida; Asparagales; Asparagaceae. The transcript is spliced from 5 exons.
AUGAUAUUUCUUCUUCUAUUCAUUGCCAACGAGCUUAUUUUUGAGUUGGGUAUACUCACCUAUUUCUGUCGCCUUGAGUCGGCCGAUCUCUCCGCCUCCGAUCUCGAGGCGGAGUUCCCCCGCUCUCGACGCCAGUCGUCGCAUCCGUUGGAGCACUCGUGGACGUUUUGGUUCGAUAAUCUGUCGGCGAAGUCGAAGCAGGUUGAUUGGGGCAGCUCGAUCCGCUCCGUUCACACGUUCGCUACUGUGGAGGACUUUUGGGGGCUUUACAAUAAUAUACAUCAUCCAAGCAAACUGGCUGUGGGGGCGGAUUUCAGUUGCUUUAAAUAUGGAACAGAGCCAAAAUGGGAGGAUCCAGUCUGCGCGAAUGGAGGGAAGUGGACUAUAAGUUGCUCUAGGGGGAAGGUUGACAAUUGGUGGUUACAAACUUUGUUAGCUAUGAUUGGCGAACAGUUUGAUCAUGGUGAUGAUAUAUGUGGGGCAGUUGUCAAUGUCCGAGCAAAGCAGGAAAAGAUUUCAAUUUGGACAAAAAAUGGUUUAAAUGAAGCUUCUCAGCUGAGCAUUGGAAAGCAGUGGAAAGAGUUUCUUGACUACAACGAGCCUAUCGGAUUUGUACUUCAUGAUGAUGCAAAGAAACACGAUAGAUUUGCUAAGGCUCGGUACCAAGUUUGAUGUUGUUGAGAAGUAUUUCUCUUGGUCGCUCCUUUAGCUCAUUCAGAUUGCUGAUUGUCACAGCCAUUAGCAUAUAGUAUAGAUUUUAACAGGUUUUUCUUAAUGCUGUUAUUGGGGAUAUCUGUUUGCUCUGAAACUUUGGAUAGCCUUUGUAGUUGCUCAUUAAUCUUAUUUGUUCAUGGUGGGUUGUUUUUGUCCA